Molecule: messenger RNA, 1195 nt
Organism: Thamnophis sirtalis
Lineage: Eukaryota; Metazoa; Chordata; Lepidosauria; Squamata; Natricidae
Source: RefSeq, a predicted model, not a curated record
GAACUGGCAGAGAAACUUCACGCUCAAUAUCCAGAGCACUAUCCAGACACCAAUCACAAGCCUGAGCUGGCCAUUGCCCUAACCCCCUUUGAAGGCCUGUGCGGUUUCCGGCCUGUGGAAGAGAUUGUAGCUUUCCUCCAGCAUGUCCCUGAAUUUCGAGCUCUGAUCGGGAACGUAGCAGCGGAACAACUGGAACGAAGUGGGAGAGAUGACCCCCGUGGCGUGACAGCAGCUCUGAGGGUCUGCUUCACCAGGAUGAUGAAGAGCGAGAAGAAAGUCUUCGUUGAUCACCUCAACCAGCUGGUCAAGCGGAUUUCCCAGGAAGCUUUGGUGAACCUCAACAAGAUCUCCAUCAUCCUGCUUCCACAGACUGGAGGCUCUCUUCACUAUUCUCUUUUAAGAUGCGUGGACUUCAACUCCCAGAAUCCCCCAGUCAGCCUCAUGAGUGUCUCGUCCUUAUUCUCCCCAGACUGCAUCGAAUGUAUGGCUUGUUCGGACAACACGGUGCGCGCUGGCCUGACGCCCAAAUUCAUCGACGUUCUGACCCUGUGCGAAAUGCUGAACUACACGCCAGCUCCCGCCAGCUCAAAGUUGCUGCUCCCUGCUCAAAGCCGCCUGGAUCCUUGCGUCUCCCUCUACGACCCCCCCAUUCCAGAUUUUGCUGUCAUGAGGAUAGAGAUCCCUUCCCCCAUUAAGCUGUACCUCAUUUCGGCCAUCGACUCGGCAAGCAUCUUGCUCACGGUCCAAGGUUCUGCCGUCGGCACUUCCACAGCUGCUACAUCUGAAAUGAUUCUACGUCCCGGCACUGUGUUGUUCAUCUCUGCCAACGAGAGUGUCUCCUUGCAUUUUAAUUCCCCAGAGGGAAUGCUCCUCUUCCGGGCUUGCUGCCUCUUGUAAUAAGGGACACCGAGCAAUUUCCCUCCUUAGAGUAACUCAAGAUCAGUAGAAGCUGCCCCUUGGUCUAGAAUAUCUCCAGUUCGUUGUCAUCCUCCCAAGACUGAGGCUCAGGUCACCUAGGAAUAUCAACCGUCUUCUCUCCUUGGUUGGCUUUCGGCCGACGCUCCAUUGCUUCAAAAAUGUAGGGUUGGAAAUGCUUUGGUGGCCCCCGCUGCACCCCUAAGUUGGGGCAACCCGGAGGCCGUGGUCAAUGCUUUUGUUAGUUCUGACUUGCCAAAGAACACGAUCUCUCCCAAUA